Cucurbita pepo subsp. pepo (vegetable marrow) is the source of this 1036-nucleotide messenger RNA. RefSeq names its product putative 2-oxoglutarate-dependent dioxygenase AOP1. NCBI's taxonomy places the organism in Eukaryota, Viridiplantae, Streptophyta, Magnoliopsida, Cucurbitales, Cucurbitaceae. The record is from RefSeq and is a predicted model, not a curated record.
CUCCCCAACAGAACACAGAGAGCAAAGGAAAUAAUGGAUAGCGAACCCUCUCUAAAGCUUCCCCACAUAGAUUUCUCCGACCUAGAAGCAGGCAGCCCCAAGUGGGAGUUGGCAAAAGCACUAGUGAAGGAAGCACUCGAGGAGUUUGGGUGCUUCGAAGCCUCCUUUGACAAAGUGGCCGAUGAGGUUAGAAAGGGGCUGUUCGAAGCACUUGAAGAGCUUUUCAACCUCCCUUUGCAAACCAAGCUCAGAAACGUUUCUAAAAAGCCCUUCCAUGGCUACGUUGGACAGUACCCAAUGGCUCCACUUUUUGAAAGCAUGGGCGUGGAUGACUCCACCAUACCUGAAAAGGUCCAAAGCUUUGCCAAUAUCUUCUGGCCUCAAGGAAACCCAACCUUCAGCGAAGUUAUCGAAUCAUAUUCACAACAAUUAUCAGAACUCGACCAAAUCGUGAGGAGGAUGGUUGUAGAGAGCUUGGGAGUCGAAAAAUACAUGGAGGAACAUUUGGACUCAACAAACUAUCUUCUUAGAGUGAUGAAAUACAAAGGCCCUGAAAGCAAUGACACACAGCUUGGCCUUCACUCCCACACCGAUAAGAACAUCGUAACCAUUUUAUAUCAAAACCAUGUUGAGGGUUUGCAGGUUCAGACCAAAGAUGGGAAAUGGAUUAGCUUCCAACCGUCCCCGAACUCCUUCGUUGUCAUGAUCGGAGAUUCCUUCCACGCGUGGACGAACGGAAGAUUGUAUUCCCCAUAUCAUAGAGUGGUGAUGAGUGGGGAGAAAGCAAGGUACUCAGCUGGGCUAUUCUCAAUACCAAAAGCAGGGUAUAUGAUAAAGGCACCAAAGGAGCUUGUGGAUGAAGAACAUCCUUUGCUGUUCAACCCAUUUGAUCAUGUUGAGUUCCUUCAGUUCUACUACACGGAAGCUGGGCAAAGAGCUCAAUCUGCCCUCAAAACUUAUUGUGGUGCUUGAAAUAUGAAUCUUGGGUUUUGUGUAUCUUCAAAUAAUUUAUCACAACAAUUAUUUUCGUCUUUUG